This is a messenger RNA of Kogia breviceps (pygmy sperm whale), 1823 nucleotides long. It is a transcript of the gene OSGEPL1, whose product is annotated as O-sialoglycoprotein endopeptidase like 1. Lineage: Eukaryota; Metazoa; Chordata; Mammalia; Artiodactyla; Physeteridae. Gene Ontology annotation, cellular component: mitochondrion. Gene Ontology annotation, biological process: tRNA threonylcarbamoyladenosine modification. The record is from RefSeq and is a predicted model, not a curated record.
CGGGCUUCCUUGCUCCUAGGAAAGGACGGUCGAUCGGCUUAGCUACGGAAAGUAGACGAGUACCAGUUACCGUCGUUCACGAGGAAGGAAUUAUCUAUACAGUAAAUAUGCUAAUACUGAAUAAGACAGCAGGAGUUUUUUCUAAACCAUCAAAAAGGAAUAUGUAUGAAUUUCUAAGAAGUUUUCAUUUUCAUCCUGGAAAACUAUUUCUUCAUAAACUAGUUUUGGGAAUUGAAACCAGUUGUGAUGAUACAGCAGCUGCUGUGGUGGAUGAAACCGGAAAUGUUUUGGGAGAAGCAAUACAUUCCCAAACCGAAGUUCAUUUAAAAACAGGUGGGAUUAUUCCUCCAGUAGCUCAACAGCUUCAUAGAGAAAAUAUUCAACGGAUAGUGCAAGAAGCUCUCUCUGCCAGUAAAGUCUCUCCAAGUGAACUCUCAGCAAUUGCAACUACCAUAAAACCAGGACUUGCUUUAAGCUUGGGUGUAGGCUUAUCAUUUAGCUUACAACUGGUAGACCAGUUAAAAAAGCCCUUCAUUCCCAUUCAUCAUAUGGAGGCUCAUGCACUUACUAUUAGGUUGACAAAUAAAGUAGAAUUUCCUUUUUUAGUUCUUUUGAUUUCAGGAGGUCAUUGUCUUUUGGCAUUAGUUAGAGGAGUUUCAGAUUUUCUACUUCUUGGAAAGUCUUUGGAUAUAGCUCCAGGUGACAUGCUUGACAAGGUAGCAAGAAGACUUUCUUUAAUAAAACAUCCAGAGUGCUCCACCAUGAGUGGUGGGAAGGCUAUAGAACAUUUGGCCAAACAGGGAAAUAAACUGCAUUUUGAUUUCAAACCUCCCAUGCAACGUGCUAAAAAUUGUGAUUUUUCCUUUUCUGGACUUCACCACAUUAUUGAUAAGAUGAUAAUGCAAAAGGAAAAAGAGGAAGGUAUUGAGAAGGGGCAAAUCCUGUCUUCAGCUGCAGAUAUUGCUGCUGCAGUACAGCACACAGUAGCCUGCCACAUUGCAGAAAGAACACAUCGUGCUAUUCUAUUUUGCAAGCAGAGAGACUUGUUAUGUCAAAGUAAUGCAGUACUGGUUGUAUCUGGAGGCGUUGCAAGUAACUUAUAUAUCCGAAAAGCUCUGGAAAUCGUGACAAAUGCAACACAAUGCACUUUGUUGUGUCCUCCUCCCAGACUGUGCACUGACAACGGCAUUAUGAUUGCGUGGAAUGGUGUUGAAAGAUUGCGUGCUGGCUUGGGCAUUUUACACAGCACAGAAGGCAUCCGCUAUGAGCCAAAAUGUCCUCUUGGAGCAGAUAUAUCAAAAGAAGUUGGAGAAGCUGCCAUAAAAGUACCACAAUUAAAAAUGAAGAUUUGAUUUUUGCUUUUCAAAAAAAUCCCUAAAGGUAGUAGUAAAGUUUUGAUUUUUUGUAUAUCAAAUAUAUAAUACUAAUUGUUCAUCAGGACUUUGUUAUCCUUUUUAUGUUUGAUGUUUAACCUGCUCUUCUGAGAGAUUAUAAUAAUGUUAUAUAGUCUUAUAAGGGAGUAUAGGGUUUUUUUUAUUAUCAAAAACCAAAUAAAACAUCUUGUGGGAAAAAGAAUAUACUGAUAUUGGCAAGUAGAAAAGAAAAACCUUGGAAAAAAUACAGCAAUUCUGCUAAAUCCUGGCCCUAUAUUAUACAGGCAUAGAUCUUUAUCCCCCUUUUUCAUAUCAGGUUACAUUAGCCUGCCUUUUCUAAUGAGAGAGCAGUUUUAGAAAGGUAGCCAGGUCAAAGUCAUGUCAACUCAAGAAUUCUAAGUCAAAACAAAAGAAUAUAUGUUAGUAAUUAUAAAAAUAUAUAUUAUUAGG